Messenger RNA from Protopterus annectens (West African lungfish), 5368 nucleotides. It is a transcript of the gene LATS2, whose product is annotated as large tumor suppressor kinase 2. Gene Ontology annotation, biological process: regulation of organ growth; positive regulation of apoptotic process; hippo signaling. Bases 2 to 3052 code for a protein of 1016 amino acids. The transcript is spliced from 6 exons. NCBI's taxonomy places the organism in Eukaryota, Metazoa, Chordata, Ceratodontiformes, Protopteridae. The record is from RefSeq and is a predicted model, not a curated record. Gene Ontology annotation, cellular component: nucleus; spindle pole. Gene Ontology annotation, molecular function: protein serine/threonine kinase activity; protein binding; ATP binding.
AAUGGCAGUUCGAGCUCUUAAACAGACUGGCAGUAGAAGUAUUCAAGCAGCUUUAGAAUACAUCAGUAAGAUGAGCUAUCUGGAUCCGAGGAAUGAGCAGAUAGUGCGAGUCAUCAAGCAGACAUCUCCAGGAAAAAGCACAGGACUGAAUACAGGAGACUGGAGGCCAGGCUUUGAAGGGUCUGAUGAUUCAUUGACUUCUUACCAUCACAUGAACAGUUCAGUGUAUGAAGGCCCAGGCUUUGGAGCAGACGGUCCAAAUUUGCUUGCUGAAGUGUCAAGACCAUAUAUGAAUGUCCCCAACAUUAACUUUUUGCUUCCUCCCUCACAAUCCACUGCUAUGAAUGCAGCUGUCCAAAGGCCACCUUCCGUGGGUCCUCAUCCUGCCCUCAGCAAUCAUCAGCACCAGCAGAAAACCUAUCCAGCAAAAGUGGAUGCUGCCAUGAUUAACUAUCAAGUCAGUAAUCAUAGUGCCCAGACCUUGCAGAUGCAGGGUGCCCAUGCUUCCAAUAAUACUCACUACUUAAGACAUCCUAUGGUCCAGGGUGAAUCUGUGGGAUACGGUGUUCAGCGGAGCCCAUCUUUCCAAAACAAAAUGCAGCAGGAGGCCAACUUUGGAAACCUUCAGAAUAAAGUUCCAGUAGCUCCGAAUAGCCCAAACCACCCAUUUCCACAGCCUCCUUCAAAUUUGUAUAUUCCACAUUCUCAUCACAGACAAACAAGUCCUUCCAACCAUCAAAUGCAUGUAAUUGGCAGAGUUCCAGCUUAUGAUUUUGAUUUUUCAGAUGUACCACAGAACAUUUUGACUCCAUCCAGAGACAGCCUGAAUUUGGAUCUCUAUGAUAUUAAUGGUGCUCAGGUUCAGCAAUGGCAAACUUCUCCAUCAAGGCAAGAUACUUUGCAAAGCCCAGCACUCGAGCUAACGCCAAGGCAGCUUGUACCAUACAGAUCAGAUGCCAAAGUGCCAAGCAGAACCAAUUCCUUCAACAGUCAUAAGCAACAGGUAACAGUGCCUGUGCGACAGGCUAGUCCUAAUAAAUUGGAUCCUUCCCUAUCACCCACCUUGACAACAGUGUCAGCAGCUCACAUACUUCAACCAGUCAAAAGCAUGAGAGUGAUGAGGCCUGAGCCACAGAAGGCUGUGGGGCCAGCCCACCCAGGGUGGCUUCCUGCCCAGGCACAGGCUAUGGAAAAUUUAGAAAUGAUUGGAGAGCAUUCUGUUUCAGUUGGAGGGGCUAUUAGUUAUGGGAUAGAACAAGUCGAAUAUAAUAUGCAAGAACCUAGAUGUCCACCACCUCCCUAUCCUAAACAUUUAUUAAUGCCAAACAGUUCAGAGCAGUUUGACUCAAACUGCUUAUGCAAUGGUGUGGAACAGAGCCUUCGUGGGGUCCACAAUCUGGCCUGCAAUACAGCAGAUGAUAACAGUAGUAAGGCUGAUAAAACAAGCAAGACUGUUAAAUCUGAAAAACCUGGAAAAGAUAAAAAACAAAUACAGACCUCCCCUGUGCCUGUUAGAAAAAAUACUGAAGAUGAAGAGAAAAGAGAGUCUAGAAUUAAGACCUAUUCACCUUUUGCUUUCAAGUUCUACAUGGAACAACACAUAGAGAACGUUAUGAAAAUGUAUCACCAAAAAAUAAACAGACGACUACAGCUUGAACAAGAAAUGGCAAAGGCUGGGCUUUCUGAAGUUGAAAAGGAACAAAUGAGGAAAAUUCUUUAUCAGAAAGAAUCCAACUAUAACCGAUUAAAAAGGGCCAAAAUGGACAAAUCCAUGUUUGUGAAAAUUAAAACACUGGGUACUGGAGCUUUUGGUGAAGUUUGCCUUGCUCGGAAAGUGGAUACGCAUGCACUAUAUGCCAUGAAAACCUUAAGGAAAAAAGAUGUCCUGAGCCGUAACCAGGUGGCUCAUGUUAAGGCAGAAAGGGAUAUACUUGCAGAAGCAGAUAAUGAGUGGGUGGUAAAACUAUACUAUUCCUUCCAAGAUAAAGACAACUUGUACUUUGUCAUGGAUUACAUCCCUGGAGGAGACAUGAUGAGCCUUCUAAUGCGAAUGGAGGUCUUUCCAGAGCAUCUUGCCAAGUUUUACAUAGCAGAGCUAACUUUGGCAAUAGAAAGUGUUCACAAAAUGGGGUUUAUCCAUCGAGACAUAAAGCCUGACAACAUCUUGAUUGACCUUGAUGGACAUAUCAAGCUCACUGAUUUUGGUUUAUGUACUGGAUUUCGAUGGACUCACAAUUCAAAGUAUUAUCAAAAAGGGAGUCAUAUUAGGCAGGAUAGUAUGGAACCCAGUGACCUCUGGGAUGAUGCAUCAAACUGCAAGUGUGGCGACAGGUUAAAGACACUGGAGCAAAGGGCUGCAAAACAGCACCAGAGAUGCCUUGCACAUUCGCUGGUUGGGACACCAAAUUAUAUUGCCCCUGAAGUUCUUCUUCGAAAAGGAUACACUCAGCUUUGCGACUGGUGGAGCGUAGGUGUAAUUCUUUUUGAAAUGCUUGUAGGACAACCUCCCUUCCUGGCUGCAACUCCCACUGAAACUCAAAUUAAGGUGAUUAAUUGGGAAACAUCACUUCACAUUCCACCACAAGUUAAACUAAGUCCUGAGGCAUCAGACCUUAUUACACGACUGUGCUGUGCUGCUGAUGAUCGUUUAGGAAGAAAUGGAACAGACGAAAUCAAAGCCCACUCUUUCUUUACUUCCAUAGAUUUCUCCAGCGACAUCAGACGGCAGCCUGCACCAUAUGUUCCAAAGCUUAGUCACCCUAUGGAUACUUCCAACUUUGAUCCAGUUGAAGAGGAGGGUAUUUGGAAUGAUAGUGGUGACAGCACCAGGACAUGCGACACAAUGACUUCUGUCAACAGCAAACAUUCAGAACAUGCAUUCUACGAGUUCACCUUCCGAAGGUUCUUUGAUGAUAAUGGUUAUCCAUUUAGAUACCCUAAGCCUUCAGGGAACAAAGAAAGCCAGACGAAUGAAAUGGAGUCAGAAGACAAAGAGUUGGAACAUAGAGAUUCUGCUGAUCAGGCUGAAGGUUUUCAACCUGUCUAUGUUUAACUACUUGUAUGUACCACUCUAGUUUGUGGCAAUGCCUACGUACAAAGUAUGCUUAAGCAGUCAUUAACAUUUGCUACCAUCUGCACAUCUUAGUUUUGGAGUAAUCGAAAAGUAAACUUUUUCUUUAAAAAUGCUACACUUGAAAUGUCUGGCUCUGAUGGAACAUUAAAAGGGCCAGCAGAGUGUUGUAAUGUUGAAAUACUUUGAGGGGAAAUCAAACUCCUGUUAUUUUUGUGACCAUUUAUACAACUCUAUAUUCUGAAUAAUUUUUUUGAGUAGGAUAUGCAGUCGGCACUUAUCGUUUCAUAGUAGCAUGUAUUGCUACUAAAUAAUAGGGAUGGAUUUUGACAAACUAUGCUGCUGUUCUUUUAUGAAUCUCAUAUUCUGUCCCAGAGCACUUCUCAGUAAAUUGGAAGCAAUAUACUGAUUGAAUGUGAAUCUACAGUAAUUGGCAUUUUAAUUCUGAACAACAUGUGAUGAAAGGACUAUGUGCAAUAAUACAAAUUCAUUCUGUAAAGAUUUUAUACAUUUUGGUAGUAUCAUGUAUUUCGUAUGUUUGUAUACCUUGUCAGUAGUUGUAGCCUCCAUGUUUAGGCUUGUUGCAUUACCCUGAAGCUGUGUAGCAUUUUCUGUGUUGAGGCUUGAUAGAAAGUGUGGGAAGAGUGACUCUGCAGGUGUGAUUAGUUUGUAUGGUGUGCGAAGAUUGUGCAUGAUUGCGCAUUUUUCCUAAUUUUAAUGAAAAUACAUUUCCUUUCACAGGCAGGUCCUGUGCAGAUAAAUAUAUUUGCUUUUCUUAGAAUCAGAGAUGUUCAGUUCUGAAAGAUGUUAGUGUGUGUCAGUGGUUUUGUGGUGUAACUGUGUCCCAUUAUUGCAGUUGAUAGUAAGCAGGUUCAUUUAUAGGAACAAGGUGGUGCACUUUUUUUGUACCAUCUGUUACAUAAACAGAUCAAUCUAACAGAUGUAAUUUUCAUGGAAAAGUCACCUAAAAGAAAAUAUGCAUCUACCUCCAGGAGCACAGCAGUGAUUUUUUAAGUAACUUUGGCAGUUAUGGAUUACUUUGUCAUCAAGUGUAGCUGCUAGUCUGUUAACUUAUCGUAGUUUAACUUACAGCUUGCAUUCACAGAUGGACUGAUUUAUUAUUCAUUGCUUAACAUGAGUAAUAGUCCCCCCUCCCCCACUCCCAUACCCCCCUGCUUGCUUUCUCAUGGAAGUCUUCCAGCUGUAGUACCCUUUACCAUUUGUUCCCACAGUGGGUAAAGGGGAUGUGGACGUGACAGUUGUCAUUUAAAGGCUGUGUUUGUCCUUUAAUCUUCCCAUUAGUUUCUUUCCUAGGUGUGGUCACGCAAGAUCCUCAAGCCCAUCUGCUUGUUCUCAUGUGCUAGGGCUCCACAGGGAUGGAGUCUCAUUAUGAAUCAUUUAGCAGCUGUUUUCCAGGUCUCCUCGAUGGUUUCUGCAGUACAGUCUUCUUCAGGAAAGAGGUACAGUGACCUGAGGCAGUGCCCCCUCCCCAUUUUCACUAGCCCUCCUGCAGCUGGGAUGCAGUUCAAGCCCAUAACGCUUGAGGCAUGGACCAGUGCCAUGCUAUGGUGUCAUCAUCCUGCAGUCAUCAUAUUUUAUGCAGGUACUAAAAUAAAAUACUGAGACCAUUUUUAUAUUCUGUGUUCCCUAGUAAUGUGCUGGGAGGGACAUUAUGUAAUGUACAUGCCCACAUCUUAACAGCUUCAACAAGAAUAACCUAACAACUAAUAUUUGGCAAGCCUUAAAUAUAUUAUUUGCUGAAUAUGAAAUGUAUUUUUUUUUCUUUCUGUAAAAUUCAGGAUGUUUCCAUAUCUAAGUUGGGACUCAGAUUUAUAAAUGACAUGUACAAAAUGUCCCACUGAUUAGAGCAGUAAUCAUUUUAUAAUUUUUUUCCUUUUUUUUUUUUAGACUUGAAUCUAAGUUACCUGCAGACUAACCCUCUUUUAAUUUUUAAAUUCAUUGCUUCAUUAUUUCCAUAUUUGAAUUUGCUAAAUACAUUCUAUUCAUUGCUCUGAUAUCACAGUUAAAAGUAUAAAUGGAUAAACUAUGUAAGCUAAAGAUACAUUUAUAUAUUUGUUUACAUUUAAGUAUGAGAAGAGUGUUGUGAUGUGACAAUCUUUGUACAACUCAGUAUUACUGCUUUUAAAUGUAUCUGUUAUUUUCAGCUUUCUGGAAACUUUAUAUGUGGUAGGUUCUUUCUCAGGAACUUAAAUGUAACUGUUAUUUAUUAAACAGUGUAUUGCCUUUGAAUGCUUGUACCAGCGCAAUUUAUAAGUAAAAUAUGAAUACAAAAAUACA